Messenger RNA from Boeremia exigua, 1197 nucleotides. RefSeq lists its product as uncharacterized. The transcript is spliced from 2 exons. Bases 76 to 1131 code for a protein of 351 amino acids. The record is from RefSeq and is a predicted model, not a curated record. NCBI's taxonomy places the organism in Eukaryota, Fungi, Ascomycota, Dothideomycetes, Pleosporales, Didymellaceae. Gene Ontology annotation, biological process: secondary metabolic process.
CCGCAUGGUAAUUGCAACGCGGGGUGAUAUAAAGCUGCGAGCAAGCCAUGGGCCAAGAGUCGCACGCUGCUCAAAAUGCCGGACUUGCACACCAUUCGCGCUGGCAUCGCAGAACUGCCCCGAGGGCUUCCACUCGUGAUUGCGCUGGUUGGAGCAACCACAGGCAUUGGAUCUUACGUCGCAAAGGCAUGGGCGGUAACCUUCGCGGAGCAUGGGUCGAAGCUCCGUGUGUACAUUGUUGGCCGGAAUGCCGCCCGCGCAGAGGCUCUCCUCAAGUUUGGUCGCGAGACCAGCCCCGGGUCAGACUGGCGUUUCGUACAGGCAAAGGAUCUUUCUGUUAUGCGCGAAGUAGAUGAGAUUUCUAGAGCCAUCAUUCAGCUGGAGGAGACGUCGCCAUUCGCUGGCGGCCCGGCAAGGCUGGACGUCUUGUAUCUGAGCCAAGCUCAAUCUCCACUACAGGAGUCGAGAGUCACCCCAGAAGGUCUAGACACCCAGAUGUCCCUUCUCUACUACUCUCGCGUCCGAUUUAUCCAGAAUCUGACGCCACUUCUGAUCGCCUCUCCGGUUAGCGCGCAUGUAGUCUCUAUCUUCGCAGGGAACACAGAGGACAGCGUCAGGCCAGGCGAACUUCCAAUCGGAACGCCACUGCCAGACACGUACGGCAUUACGACUGUGCGGCGAAACGUAACUUUUAUGAAAACUUUCCUUUUUGAAGAGCUAGCCAAGGUGCAUGCUGGCAAGAUUAGUUUCAUCCACAUCUACCCCGGACUAGUCGAUGGACCUGUCUUCUACAUCGAUGCGAAUCCGUUGUGGUUCCGCGUUGCCUGGCAGGUCAUCAAGCGAUUGAUGAGUUGGUACAUGACGAGCCCGGAGGUUUGUGGGCAAGUGAUGGUGUUCCUUGCCACGAAGAGGUAUCCUGCCAAGGGCGCUGUAUCUGAGGGGGUCGAAGCCGCUCUUAGCUCGCAGCACGAAUUGGGAGGGGGCGCUUAUGCAGUUGGCCAGAGAUGUGAUGAGAGCAAGGUUGUCAGUUGGGCAGCGCUACGAAAGGAAAACACCGGAAAGAAAGUGUGGGAACACACGAUGGAACAGCUUGAGCAGCUUGAAGCGCAUCAGGUAACUGAUCAGCACUGAUGCUGCUAUCAAAUAGAUUUUAAAUUUCGCGAAGAUCAUUGUACACAACGUGAUGCUGCAAGCAGG